ACGGUAUUCCGGAAUGGGACGGCCUGAGGGAGAGGGCGUUGGGGAAGGGGGCAAAGAUUAAUGGUAGAUGAAAGUAACUCCAGAGAAUCAGCUCCUUUUAAACUUUUCCGUGAACAGUGGUCGAGCUUCGUAAAGAAAGGCGUGAGGUCGAUUCUGAGUCUGAGGCCACAGUGAUGUAAGAGGUGGCCAGUAAAGCCUCAAGUAUCCCUGGGCUUCUAACCCCAGCAACCUCUCGAUUACUCAGGACGCCCCGUUUCCGUCUUAGAUUGUUAGCUUUGGCUCAGAACCUUGGGGUUCCUGUGCACUGAACUAUUUUAUGUUUUUACUGAAGAUUUCGGGGUUCAAGACAUAAAAAGGAAGAAAUAAAGAAAACGUAAAAAUUAGAAAUCAAGUUCUGUGAAAAUGACUCUUCAGGAAAUGGUGCUUCAAGCUGCUGCUCUUUACUCUGACCGUAUAGCUGUAUGUUUUGAUGGAUGUAAUAAUCAGUGUCCAGUUUAUUAUACCUACAGAUCUGUGGUUAAUUUUGCCUCAGAAUUAUCUAGCUUUCUUCAAUUACACUGCAGUUUUGAAGGGAUUCGUGAAAUUGGUCUUUACUGCUAUCCAGGAAUAAAUUUACCAUCAUGGAUUUUGGGAAUUCUUCAAGUCCCUGCUGCAUAUUCUCCAGUUGAUCCAGAUAUACCCCCAGAAUUAUCAGCCUAUUUUAUGAAAAAAUGUAACCUCAAGUAUAUCCUCGUUGAAAAAAAUCAAGUUGAUAAAUUCAAAUCUUCCCAUGAAACUUGGUUAAAUAAUGAUACCAUUACAGCAGACCAUACUGGUUUAACACUUUUUGAACUUCACUGGAAUGAUACUGAUGUGAACUUGAUUCUACCUGAUAAGAAAGAGAACUAUGGAAAGGAAAAAAUGAAUAAUUGCAUCAGUUCUUUGAACAGCAAUGAAGAAAAAGCAAAAAAAAGCCUGGAUGUCAGAUUUCAGCAUUGCUUAGCUUAUGUUCUACAUACCUCAGGAACUACAGGAAUUCCUAAGAUUGUCAGAGUGCCUCAUACAUGUAUAGUACCAAAUAUUCAACAUCUUCGGAUACUCUUUGAGAUCACACAAGAAGAUAUUCUUUUCAUGGCUUCCCCUCUGACAUUUGAUCCAUCGGUUGUGGAGAUAUUUCUUGCUUUGACAAGUGGAGCAUCUCUGCUUAUAGUUCCCAGUGCUAUUAAAAUGCUGCCAUUGAAAUUAGCUACUGUUCUGUUUCACCAUCACCAUGUAACAGUUCUCCAGGCUACACCAACACUGCUUAGAAGAUUUGGAUCUCAGCUCAUCAAGUCAUCUAUUUUAUCAGCUACAACUUCACUUCGUGUAUUAGCCCUUGGUGGCGAGGCAUUCCCAUCAUUGAGUGUCCUCAGAAGCUGGAGGGAAGAAGACAAUAAAACUAAAAUAUUUAAUAUUUAUGGUAUCACAGAGGUAUCCGCCUGGGCAACAUGUUACAGGAUUCCAGAAGAAGAUCUUAGCUCUGCUCUGGGAGUUGAGUCCCCUGUGCAAUUGGGAUUUCCACUGCUUGGAACAGUAGUCGAAGUCAGAGACGCAAAUGGUUUGACAGUUCGAGAAGGGGAAGGCCAAGUUUUUUUAGGUGGUGAGAAGCGGGUAUGUUUUCUUGACGAUGAAAUAACUCUACCUUUUGGUACAAUGAGAGCGACUGGUGAUUUUGUUACUGUGAAAGGUGAAGCAAUGUUUUUCUUGGGACGGCAAGACAGUCAAAUUAAACGUCAUGGCAAACGUAUUAACAUUGAAUGUGUACAGCAGGUUGCUGAACGAAUUUGUCAAGUAGAAUCCUGUGCAGUUAUAUGGUAUCAUCAGGAAAGAUUAAUUCUGUUUGUGGUGACCAAAGAUGGUUUAGUGAAGGAUGGUGUUUUAGGAGAACUUCAAAAACAUCUUCCAAGUUAUGCAGUCCCAGAUGACAUUAUGGUGAUUGAAGCUUUACCAUUUACAUCUCAUGGCAAAAUUGAUGUGUCUGAGUUAACCAAGAUUUACUUUAACUACAUAAAUUUGAAGUCUAGCAGUAACCUCAAAGGAAAAGAGGAACUAUGGGAAAGACUGCAGUACUUAUGGAAGUCCUCUCUGAGACUUCUGGAAGAUCCCUUGGAAGUUUCUAAAGAUUCACUAUUCCUUAGUAAUGGUGGUGAUUCCUUAAAGUCCCUUUGGUUCAGUAAUGAGAUUGAGAAUCUGGUAGGUAGAUCGAUACCUGGACUUCUAGAAGUUAUUCUCAAUUGCUCCGUCUUAGAUAUAUACUAUUAUAUUCUCCAAGCAGUGUUUCCAGAUGAAGAUACACCACUUAAUAGGAGUAAUGGCACAAAAAGAAAAUUCAGUGUCAUGAAUAAAGGAGAAAUAAGUGGUAAAUAUGUUGACCAGAAGUCUGGAAGUCCUGUGAAUUCUGGCAAAGAGCAGAAUGCUUUUAUUGCAUUGAGCAGAGGAAAUCAGAUUUUGUUUGUGAAUGUCUCUGAGUCUUUAAAGAAUUCCCUAAGUAUGAGACAGACAGGAACUAAGUUAGAAAAAUAUCCUUCAACAUCUUCUGAUUUAAGUUCAUCUGAAGAGUCCAGUUUUGUUCAAAAUAUGACAAGCAAAAGCCCUUUAACAAUUAUCCAGAAGAUGGAUGGUGCAGAAGAGAUCAGCUCUGUGUUAAAAAUUUCAGAAGAUGAAACUUCUAUGAGAGCAUCUGCGAGAAUAAAGUUACGUGUCAGGUGGAAGUCCAAUACUGGCAAAUGUGUGGAUGCUUCACCCCUCAUGGCAAUAUUACUUCUCAAUCAGUUAUCUGCAACUGUCUACAUUGGAUCCCAUUCUCACAGGAUACAAGCAGUUGAUCUCUAUUCUGGGAAAGUGAAGUGGGAACAGAUCUUGGGAGAUCGCAUUGAAUCCUCAGCUUGUCUCUCUCAUUGUGGAAAUUUCAUUAUAGUGGGCUGCUAUAAUGGUUUAAUUUAUGUGCUCAGAAACAGUAAUGGAAAAAUACAUUGGAUGUUUGCUACCAAGGAUACCGUUAAAAGCUCUGCAACCGUGGAUCCAUCCACAGGCCUCAUAUAUGUGGGAUCUCAUGACCAUCAUGCAUAUGCUUUGGAUAUUUAUAAGGAGACCUGUGUUUGGAAGUCAGAUUGUGAAGGAACUGUCUUUUCUUCACCAUGUCUAAGCCUGGCUCCCCAUCACUUAUAUAUUGCUACACUGAAAGGAGUUCUAUUGGCCUUAAAUCCUACUACUGGAAAUAGAGUCUGGACACAUUCCUGUGGAAAACCUCUUUUCUCUUCCCCACAAUACAGCUUGCAGUACGUUUUGGUCGGUUGUGUGGAUGGGAAUUUAUACUGCUUUAACCACAUGGGGCAACUGGUUUGGCAGGUCUCUACUAAUGGACCAAUCUUUUCAUCCCCAUGCAUUUCUGACUUAAUGAAGCAAGAAAUAUUUUUUGGCUCCCAUGAUUGCUUUAUCUACUGUUAUAACAUGGAAGGACAUUUUCAGUGGAAAUUUGAGACUACUGCAAGUAUAUAUGGAACACCAUUUACUUUCCACAAUCAUAAUCUAAGCAGUGAAAUGCUGCUAGCAGCAGCAUCCACUGAUGGAAAACUAUGGAUCUUGGAUGCUAAAAGAGGACAGUUACAAACAGUACAUAAGCUUCCUGGAGAAGUUUUUUCAUCUCCUGUGGUCUGGCAGUCAAUGCUCGUUGUUGGGUGUCGAGAUGACUAUGUUUAUUGUCUGGAUUUGUUGGGUGUUACUGAAAAAUAACCAUCAGAUAACCAAAAAUAACCAUAACAUCUUCACUGUUUUUAUCAGUACCACAUGGAUAGAACCUAUUUGUUUUACAUGUACAGAGAGCUAUACCUAAGAAUUGUCCAUAUAAAAGAUAUUUUAGUUAAUAAAUGAUUUAUCUGGGAAUGACCAUUUUCAA
Phascolarctos cinereus (koala) is the source of this 3913-nucleotide messenger RNA. It is a transcript of the gene AASDH, whose product is annotated as aminoadipate-semialdehyde dehydrogenase. Lineage: Eukaryota; Metazoa; Chordata; Mammalia; Diprotodontia; Phascolarctidae. Gene Ontology annotation, biological process: amino acid activation for nonribosomal peptide biosynthetic process. The record is from RefSeq and is a predicted model, not a curated record. Gene Ontology annotation, molecular function: protein binding.